GCACGACAGGCAGUUUGCGACAACGAAUCCCAACAAUCGUCCUACAGGUUGACGAUAGCUAUCGAUCUAUAUCAACAUCCAAUUAUCUAAUUCCGGUCUCAUCUUAUAAAAUACCACAAUGUCGCUCCCAAACUCUAAGCCAAAGCUGCCCGUCGCAGUCGAAAAGCCUACACCAUACACUUUCGACCUUGGCCAUCUCCUCGCAGAGGACCCCAACCCAGUGACCCUCGACCGCGAGAACCUCGAGCAGUCCCUCGCCGAACUUGCCCGUGACGGCGCCCAGUCUCUCAUCAACCAGUUUCUCACCACAUGCCCUCUCAGCUCUACCGCCGAGGGUGUUCUGCUCACCCUCCCAGCGCCAAGCACCCGUCUCCCCCGUGAGAAGCCCGUCCCUCAGGCCAAGGCCCCUACCAAGUGGGAGCGAUUCGCCGCCAAGAAGGGAAUCAAGCCCAAGACACGCGAGUCACGCCGCAACCUUGCCUUCGACGAGCAGACCGGCGAGUGGCAGCGCAAGUGGGGAUACAAGGCCCUGAACAAGAAGGGCGAGGACUGGCCCAUUGUCGAGGUCGACAUGGAAGCCGAAAAGAAGAGAAAGGAGGGCACCACCAUCCGUGGCGAUGGCCGAAGAGAACGCAAGGAGAGGGUCAAGCGCAACGAACGCUUGAUGCGCAAGAACAAAGGUAUUCCCAAAUAAAGCAUCAGCGGCUAUUCUGGAAGAGCAAGGAUUGGGCCAUCACCUCAGUAUUGGUGUGGGCACUGGUCAGGACUAUUGCUUUCGAGCAUGUAGCGGCGUUCAGGACUUUGGCGUUUCAAAUCGGCAUCUAAAAAAGCUAGGGAUUUGGGAGGGUUUAGACGUUCAUCUUAGAAGUGAAGAAACGUUUUUAUUACAGCCUUCGACUUCUGUGCUAUGUUGCAUCUAUGCCAGAAAAUGCAUGUUCAGUUACGUCUUUCA
Messenger RNA from Fusarium graminearum PH-1, 952 nucleotides. RefSeq names its product regulator of ribosome biosynthesis. The record is from RefSeq and is a predicted model, not a curated record. The transcript has a single exon. Gene Ontology annotation, molecular function: protein binding. The coding region runs from base 119 to 694 and encodes 191 amino acids. NCBI's taxonomy places the organism in Eukaryota, Fungi, Ascomycota, Sordariomycetes, Hypocreales, Nectriaceae. Gene Ontology annotation, cellular component: preribosome, large subunit precursor; nucleolus; nucleus. Gene Ontology annotation, biological process: ribosomal large subunit biogenesis; ribosomal large subunit export from nucleus; ribosome biogenesis.